Messenger RNA from Lactuca saligna, 978 nucleotides. The record is from the annotation of a GenBank genome assembly. Lineage: Eukaryota; Viridiplantae; Streptophyta; Magnoliopsida; Asterales; Asteraceae.
AUGGCACGAAAGUUGCGGUUCUUCAAAGAUCAAAUGUCAAAGGCGGGUACCACAUGGUCAUUAAAUAUCUUUUUCAAUCAAUAUCAGUCUUCAUCUUCUUUAUAUUCUGCCAUAUCAAGUGAUGGAAAAUUUAGUCCUAUGUCAUUGUCUGGAGGUGAACAUCGAGGGUAUUUUGGUCUUUUAAAUAAAAAGUGGACUGUGUGCCACCUGGACCUCGUGCUGGUGAAUUCAGUCGUAUGUCAUUGUCAGAAGGUGAAUUCAGUCCCAUGUCAUUGUCAGGAGGUAAAGAAAGGUGGAAUGCCACCUGGACCUCGUGCUGGUUUCUCUAUGUGUGUACAUAAAAGCGGACUAGGUUAUUUGGUGAAGUUUUUGACAUGGAGGCUGAAGGAAAUUGCUAGACAAUUAUUUCAUCAGACAUCUCUAGAACUCAACUUCUUGUCUGAUGUCGCAGUUGAUUGGUUGGCACAUCCUGAUCAACCCUCCAUAACCUUCACAACUUCCAACUUUAAUCCACUACUUAGCGGUGAAGGUGGUGGUGGUCCUAUUCCUUUUGAUCUUUCAUUGCCUAUUGCUAAACAGGUUUCACAAUAUAUAGAAGGGUGUUGGAUUCAAAAGUUUAAAGAAAGCACAUACACAUUUCCUGAUCCUAGUAAGAAUGAUGAUGGUAGUAUAGGAUAUUCGGUUCUUCCCAACAACACUUGUCAGCAUGCUGCUCCAACCUUUGUCAAUUUAAUGAAUGAUGUAAUUCUUAGGCUUGCUACACAUAAUGGGAAUAUGACCAUACAAACACGUAAUCAUCCAAUGCCAAUGACAGAAAGUCAACACCUGCAACAUCAAGACCUGGAUGCAUUCUCUUUAACUAUUGUUGUGUAUUUAAAUAGUGAUUUCAUUCGUGCUUCAUUUGUUGUUCCUAUUGUGAAGGUGACAAUGGAUCAUAGGCCUCCAUUCCUCACACUUGGGAGACCAGCUGCCUUUUAA